AUGACAGCUCCGAUGAUCCUUGGCGCCAUGUGGGCGUGGGGUGCAGGCGACAAUGCCAUCGCAUCUCGUUAUGGAACUGACUACAAGCCGGUUGAACUCCCUGAGAAACCAUCUUACUCUCCUGAGAAGGACGUCACCUUGCUUGUUCCGACCAUCGACACUCCUGACACCUUUCCUAAGUCAAUGCGCACCUGGCUCGCCAACAACCCUCUCCAAAUCGUGAUUGUCACUACAGCUGAUUACUUCAAUCAUGUCGUCAACCUACUUAAGGAUUUUGACGAUGAGAUCAAAUCGGGCAAGAUCACAAUCGCAGUUUCCGCCAAGCCUGGUAAGCGCGAGCAGCUGAAGACUGGUAUCCCCCUUGCCAAGGGCAGGAUCCUUGCAUUGAGCGAUGAUGACACCUAUUGGGGCCCCAAGUUCUUGAAGUACAUGCUUGCCUGUUUUGAGAAUCCUCACGUGGGUGGAGCUGGUGGCGCCCAGAGCGCCCAUGUUCUGCCAGAGCAUCAGGACGAGAAUGUCAUCAACAAAUGGGAGGUGGCCUCGAUCCGCAUCCUCGAUCGUCGCAAUAACGGUCAAGUCUCCAGCUAUGCCGCUGAUGGCGGCGUCUUCAUUCUGGCCGGCCGUUCUGUUCUCUUCCGAACCGAGAUCUUGCAUGAUCCUGAGUUCCUUCACAAGUUCACUCAUGAUUACUGGCGUGGCAAGUAUCUGCUGGAUUCUGGUGACGACACCUUCAUCACCCGUUGGCUGCAGGAGAAGAACUGGAAGAUUGUCAUUCAAUCUCGCCCUGAGACUGAGAUUCAGACCGGCAUUGCCACUGAUCGCAAGUUCCUGGGCCAGUUGAUCCGCUAG
This is a messenger RNA of Phaeoacremonium minimum UCRPA7, 849 nucleotides long. Its product is annotated as putative glycosyltransferase family 2 protein. Lineage: Eukaryota; Fungi; Ascomycota; Sordariomycetes; Togniniales; Togniniaceae. The coding region runs from base 1 to 849 and encodes 282 amino acids. The record is from RefSeq and is a predicted model, not a curated record. The transcript has 2 exons.